UUUGUCCAUGAAAUUUCAACGGUCAAUCCAGUGGAUAAUCGAGCGCCAUGAGAGAUCAGAACGCCAUCGUGGCGACUGGAGCUCAGAUUCUUGUAAUGGUGGCGAUAUGAAGCCAGUAUCCACUCUCUCUCUCUCCUUUCCCCGGUAGAAUCUUCCGCCUGCUCUUUUUUUGGUUCUCCUGUGCAGUAACGAGUUGAACGCUUGACUUUUCUCCGCACGUUUUGGGUUUUCAACACUGCGUCAAACGAUAAACUUCUGGAGGAGGAGCGGAGAGGAAUGAGUUCGGGUGAUAUGUGGCCGAUCGAGAUGGAGUUGGAGCCUGAGAUUGAUCGCUUGCCGAUUGACCUACUGGCUCAUAUUUUCGCGAUGAUCCCGUCCUUCACUGAUUUGGCUCAGGCGUGCGGCGUCUGUAGGAAAUGGAAGGAAGGAGUGAAACUGUCUCUUGGUAGGAGGGAGAGUUUGAGUUUUGCUGGUUGGAAGAUGGAUGAUUACUCCACUGCUCGCCUUAUUCACCAUGCCUACAGUCUUCGACAACUCGACAUCUCAAGAAGCCGUUGGGGUUGUCAAAUAACAGACCAUGGAUUGCAUGAAAUCUCUCUUGCAAAGUGCAUUCCCAACCUCAAGUCCAUUUCGCUAUGGGGUAUGGCAGGGAUUACCGACAAAGGCGUUGUGCAGCUGAUUUCCCGAGCUAACUCCUUGCAAAACCUGAAUAUCGGUGGAACAUUUGUCACAGAUGUCUCUCUAUUCGCAAUCGCGGAUAACUGUCCAAAUUUGAAGACCAUUGGCCUCUGGAGUUGUCGCCAUGUUACAGAAACUGGACUUCUUAUUCUCGUAAGUAAAUGUCGCAAACUCGAGUCGAUAAAUGUGUGGGGAAUGAGGGUUCCUGUAGAUUGCUUCAUUGGUUUGGUUGCGAUAAGUCCAUCACUCCAAAUAAAAUCAAGAAGUCUGCUCCUAAACUCUAUGUGGCCUGUUCUGUGAAAUAUGCUUAAAUAUUCGCAUCCUGUAAAAGCCUAUUGUAUGCAUGUCUUCAUCUUUGUAUUUGCCCUCCUUCCAUUAAAUGUUGAUUUGUCAUUUCCCUGAGAGGAUAGCACUUUCAGAUCAUUUGAAACUAAACUAUAUACUCUCCUGAUGUAAAUAUAAUGAUGUGUAAAAACUCAGCUUGCUUAUUUUUGGGAUAAUUAUCCUUUUAUCCU
Molecule: messenger RNA, 1193 nt
Organism: Cucurbita moschata (crookneck pumpkin)
Lineage: Eukaryota; Viridiplantae; Streptophyta; Magnoliopsida; Cucurbitales; Cucurbitaceae
Product: F-box protein At5g67140
Exons: 5
Coding region: 277-978 (233 amino acids)
Biological process (GO): SCF-dependent proteasomal ubiquitin-dependent protein catabolic process
Cellular component (GO): SCF ubiquitin ligase complex
Molecular function (GO): protein binding
Source: RefSeq, a predicted model, not a curated record